GGACCUAUGCCAUUGGUUUCGCCGUUUCGCCACUUGCCAACGCGUUUCUCUCGUCUCUUCCCAUUCUCGCCGUCGCUGCCAAGUACGUAAUAAAAAAAAAUGAUAAAGAGGAGGUUCUUCAAGCUCGACCACGGUGAUAAAGAUGUCUCGGAUCCGUCGUCUUCUUCUUCGGACUCCGAGCUUGAAGCCGAAGCAGAAGCUACUGAAGAAGAGUCUUCAGAGGAUGAUGCUACAGUAGAAGCAAAACCGAACGGUGAUGAAGCCGUUUCAACUUCUUCUGGGUAUGCAAGUGAGGAUAGUUCUGCGAAUGAUGUUGAUGUCGACUCAACAGGUGUGCUAUUCAGUGAAGAUGAUGGUGGAGCUAUAAAUGAAAGAGACAUGCUUUUUAACAAGGAGUUCCUGAGUAAACCUGACACUGAAAAGUCUAAUGUGAUUGCUGAAAAGGAAACCGUACAGGCAGAUAUGCCAGAUUACGUUUUAAAACACAAAUCAGUAUUUAAGUGCAAGAUAUGUCCCCGAAUUACCUGUUUAUCUGAAGGCACUUUGAGGGAUCAUCUGCAAUCAAAGAGACAUGCUCGAUCUGUAAAACUACUCAGUGAGGGUAGACUGAAGGUUAUGCUCAACAGUGAUGGUGAGAUUGAGAAUCAAGAGAUAGCAGAUGUACCAUCUAUAGAUUCCGAGGAUAACGCUGAGAAGAAUCACGAAGCGCAGAAGCAGCAGAAAAAGAGAUUCAGAAAGAAGAAAAGUGGCAUAGCAAAGACAAAGAAAUUCCUUUCAACGGAAGGACCAGUCAAGAGAAGGCAAAAGAAACGACAAGUCUAAUCUGUAGUAGUCAGCAUUUUGUAGAGUAAAUUUUGCCACCACUGACAACUGCCUGCGAGUGCAAAGUCUGCGUAAUCCGAUAUAUGUACUCUACCGAGGGUGCUUCUUGAGCCCCCUACCCGUUUUGUUUAAUAUUUUCCUUUUUUCUUUUAAUUUUUGCUUUGUUGCCCUUCCUACAGUGUCUGAAAGUAUUUAAUUUUUUGCCGUCUGUUUCCUACAGAGUCUGAAAAUAUUUAAUUUUUUUGCUUUUCCCGUAGCAUACCAAUAUUUUCGAAAUUUCUUUGUAAAGACUUGCCAGUAAAGAUUAUUCAGAUUAUAUAAGGUUAAAUUUGGCUGUGUUUA
Messenger RNA from Vigna unguiculata (cowpea), 1164 nucleotides. Its product is annotated as stress response protein. The record is from RefSeq and is a predicted model, not a curated record. NCBI's taxonomy places the organism in Eukaryota, Viridiplantae, Streptophyta, Magnoliopsida, Fabales, Fabaceae.